GCUUUGCAUUUCUUGUUUUGUGUUUUCUGAUCGGCCCAGAUGGAGAAAGUGUAGAUAUGUUUGCGUUUGAGUGAAAUUUAAGUUCUUUAAGUUUUAUGUUGCGUGGACUUGUUGAAUUUUGAGAUUUUGGUUGGUCUGGAUGAUGGGUUUUUCCUUUUCUUUUGUUUUAAGCUGAGGUUGAUACUGUAAAGUUCGUUUCUUUUCUUUGGUAUAGCUCUGUGUUAAGAUUGUCAUAUUUGUUUAUGAUUUUUUCAUUUUUAAUUUGCAAAAGCUUCUAUUUUUAGUUCGUGUUUUUUUUUUCUUUUUUCCCCGGUGGAAGUGCUUGAUGCUCUUGUGAAUUUCGCCACCCUCUUUUUACUGAUUAUUACUAAAUUACUGGUCUUGAAUUCAAUUUUUAUGAUUUAUAGAUUUUCCAAUUUGAGAGAGAUUCAUUAAUAGGAGUUAGGAGGAUUCUAUAAAAUUUAAAGGAGAAUUGUAGAAGAUAAAAGAUAUUUAAUUGGCCUUUUUUCUUUCAGCUUGCAUAAAGUUUAAAUCUUAUUAGUUUUAGAGAAAAUGAAAUUUUCAGAUUCAUGAUUAGAGAAAGAAGAAAAAAUUCCGAGAAGCCAUUGAGUGAUCUUGCUGGGGUAAAAGAGAUGGUUGCUGAAACGUGGUUUCGUGGUCUGUGGAAGAUUUCACAGAAGCAUGAACCCGGUCCUCAGAAGGCAGUUGUUGGAGUUUUGGCCUUUGAAGUUACAAGCUUGAUGUCAAAGCUGGUUCAUCUUUGGCAGUCUUUGAGUGAUAAGCAGGUUACUAGGUUGAGAGAAGAGAUCGCAAACUCUGAGGGUAUUAAAAAGCUUAUAGCUGAGGAUGAUGAUUUCAUUGGUCGUUUGAUUUGUUUAGAGAUGAUGGAAAGUAUGGUACAUGUUGCAAAACCUGUGGCCAGACUAGGUAAUAAAUGUAGUGAUCCUAGUUUGAAGGGCUUUGAGCAUCUUUUUGAUGAAAUGAUCAAGAUUCAUGCUGACCCAUAUGCGUGGGGAUUUACUUGGAAGAAGAUGGACAAGAAAGUUAAAAAGAUGGAGCGUUUUAUUUCAGUUAAUGCUACUUUGUCUCAAGAGAUUGAAAUGCUUGCUGAUCUCGAACAGACUGUGAGGAGAAUGAAGAGCAGCAAUCCUCAGCCAGAUAAUUUACAUGACUAUCAGAAGAAGCUUGUAUGGAAGCAGCAGGAAGUGAAAAAUCUGAGGGAGAUCUCGCUCUGGAAUAGAACUUAUGAUUAUACAGUUCGCCUCUUAGUAAGAUCGUUGUUCACUAUAUAUAGUAGAAUCAGCCAUGUGUUUGGAAUUAAUCGAACAGCAUGCUCUGGGCAAUCAAAAGCUCUGAGUUCUGACUAUAUUUACCAAAGCCAGUCAGUUUCUGCAUUGCUGCAGUCUUCUGUUCAUCCAUCUGAGGAUAGUACUCUUCCUAGAUUUUCUUCUGGCCCCCUUGGUAAGUUCACUGCAAAUUCUGGCCUACUUUCAAAAUCGAACAAAAAUAAUUCCUAUUCAGGUCCUCUUGGUGGCUCAAUCACAAAGUCAGGCCCUAUUUCUGGAAAGAACAGGAACGUGAACUUUUUCUCAGGUCCUCUUGGGGGGGCAACGACUAAGUCGGGCCCAAUUUCUGGAAUAGCUAAAGCUGGCAAGAAGUUUUGGCGAACGCCUCAAUCACCUGCCUUUCUGGGAAGGAAACCGCCUUCAAAGCCAAAUCGGCUGACUCAAGUGGGACCUUUUAAAGGAUGCAUGGUAGCUUCAAAUACUUCUCCUGUCGCCAAUUGCUACUUAAUUUCAUCUGAUGUUCAUUCGAGAACCCUCAACGGAGCCAAGGAAAGUAAUGCUGACCAUCUUCCUCCUGGAAGUGCAAGUCGAACCGGUCCAUCAAUCUUCAGUUCACAGCAAAAGUUGUUGCAAGCUCUCCCCGAAACCCUUGGUGGUGCUGCUUUAGCAUUGCACUAUGCUAAUGUUAUUGUCGUGAUCGAGAAGCUAGCUGCAUCUCCUCACUUGAUUGGCCAUGAUGCGAGAGAUGACCUGUACAAUAUGUUGCCUGCAAGCGUGAGAACUGCUCUGAGGGAAAGGCUAAAGCCAUACUCCAAGAGCUUAUGUUCAUCAGUUUAUGAUACUGUGCUUGCAGGAGAGUGGACUGAGGCAAUGGCAUCAAUAUUAGAAUGGUUGGCCCCACUUGCUCAUAAUAUGAUAAGAUGGCAAUCGGAGCGAAGUUACGAGCAACAAACCUUUGUUUCUAGGACAAACGUGCUUCUGGUACAGACCCUUUACUUUGCCAAUCAAGAAAAGACAGAAGCAGCAAUAACUGAGCUUCUGGUUGGUCUGAAUUACAUUUGGAGGUUUGGGCGAGGACUCAAUGUGCAAGCCUUGCAGGAGGAUGCUAGCAGUAUAAUGUUUGAUGAAUACUUGGAGGUGGAGAAGUGACUUUUUCUUCCAGGCCGUGGCAAUCACCCGUGCAAUCCAGUUACCUCAUGUUUGACAGGAUUUGACGUGAUCCCGGCAGGUCCCUGGGGCAUUUUAGUAACAUCAUUUGCUUUCUUUCUGCUGACGACAUUAACGUCGUGCAUUCUCCCUGGGCAUCCCAAAUGCCUGGACAUCCUAAAUGCCGAAAUUGUAUGGUUAGUGAGUUGAAGGUAAUAGGUAGUUUGAGCUUGAAUAUACUAGUUCUAUUCUUUCUUUUGUGAAUGGAGGUUUUCAUCUGUUAGCCAUUGAAAAUGGUGGUUCAUCUAUUUUCGCCCUCGUAGAGCUAGUUCAGCCUUACUAAUCAGGCUGCUAUUGAAUGAUUUGUAAUGUGUGUAUACUUGUCGGCAGUACCUACCUUUAUUAAUUGUAAAUUUAUCACGCAAGGUUUUGGAUCGUAAAUGGAUUGAUGGUUGAGCAUAUUUUUCG
Messenger RNA from Populus euphratica (Euphrates poplar), 2900 nucleotides. Its product is annotated as type-1 restriction enzyme mjaxp r protein (DUF668). The record is from RefSeq and is a predicted model, not a curated record. The transcript has 3 exons. Gene Ontology annotation, biological process: positive regulation of growth. NCBI's taxonomy places the organism in Eukaryota, Viridiplantae, Streptophyta, Magnoliopsida, Malpighiales, Salicaceae. Bases 570 to 2435 code for a protein of 621 amino acids.